Blepharisma stoltei is the source of this 1105-nucleotide messenger RNA. The record is from the annotation of a GenBank genome assembly. Lineage: Eukaryota; Ciliophora; Heterotrichea; Heterotrichida; Blepharismidae.
AUGGCUUUCGAUCCGAACUCCGUAGAUCUUGACUUUAAGUGCUUGCUGAGCUCACUUUGAUUUUCAUUUUUUGUGACUUGACUUCUGAAUACCUAUUUCUGAAACAAAGAUCACAGCACAUUUUUGCAAAAAUUAAUGACAUUCAUGAUUUUAUUUAAAUUUAUGCACUGUCUUUUCCAAGUAAUCAUUGCACUUGUAGAGCCUCAUAAUACUUACUACUUUUGGUUCUGCCAUACAUCGACAUAUGUGCUCUUCAACGCAAUCUUAUACCCGGUUUUCCUUUUGAUCAGUCAAGGAUUUGGGCUUUAUAAAACCUCGCUCAGUAAAAAAGAGCUGUCAGUAACAGUCCUGAUAAUGGUUAUAAUUUACGCUUGGUUCAGUGUGUAUUCAAUAGAUGAAAUUGUAAUGUUUCCUUUGUUUUUUAUUUUUCUAGCGACUUGCGGAUAUUUCGUAUUGAAAUUUGCAUUUUAUACGACAAAAUGCCUGAAAUUAAGAUAUGAACUCUUGCAGAUUUCUGAUAUGAGGGAUUUGGCAUCUAUUGUAAUUCAGAAAUUAAAAAAUAUGCUUUAUUUAUCAAAUACGGAGAUUUUAAUAGAAAUUUGAAUUUAAUUUUAAGAUUUGACUUAAAAAUAUUAUGAGGAUGCUUAACAAAUAAAUUAUACUUAGAAAUUAUAUAGGAUUUGUAACUUUUCAUUUCGCAUCUCAUUUUAUACCCUCAUUUUUGAUCUUUUCAAGCUACAAAGGUGCGGUUAAUGUAUUGCCGUAUGAAACAAGUACAAAAUUAUUCAGCGAGAUUUGCGAAUUUUUAUCAAUUCUUUGCAUUUGUUUUUUAUUUAGAUCAAAAAAUAGAGGAGAUCUUUAUUAUCAAGAAACCCAUACUCGCCUAAACUACCGCUCAGUUCUCCCAAUUUAUGAAGCUAGACUUUCACAACAUCGCUAUAAAAAUGUCAAAGAAAGCUUAGUAAGUCGUCCUUUAAUGAUAUUAAACCCAGCAAUAGAAAGCGAAAUCUCACUCUUUAUUGGAAUCCCAAUCCUGCCAGAAAAUUUAUAUGAGGUUAGCCCAGAUGAAGUAUUAAUCCAGCCUUUAUUGAGCGAUGUGCAUUAA